Molecule: messenger RNA, 888 nt
Organism: Pelmatolapia mariae (spotted tilapia)
Lineage: Eukaryota; Metazoa; Chordata; Actinopteri; Cichliformes; Cichlidae
Product: E3 ubiquitin-protein ligase NEURL3-like
Exons: 5
Coding region: 1-888 (295 amino acids)
Biological process (GO): negative regulation of Notch signaling pathway
Cellular component (GO): plasma membrane; postsynaptic density
Molecular function (GO): ubiquitin protein ligase activity
Source: RefSeq, a predicted model, not a curated record
AUGGCAAGAGAAAAUAAAAACAAGAACUCUGUUCUUCAGUCAGAGGUGUCACACAGAUGCAGUCUGCUUUGUCUUGGUCGUCUGAACUUCCACCGUCAGGCUGUGGGAGACAAGGUUCGCCUGAGUCAUGGAGGUCAACACGCUGAGAAGACUGAGAACACCUUCAAGAAUGGGCUGGUGUUCAGCAACCGUCCAGUGAGAGUCCAGGAGAGGAUUCGUCUGAGAGUGGAGAGGGAUUCGACCAAUUGGCAGGGAGCUCUGCGUGUGGGCUUUACCACUAUGCCACCCUCAGCCAGAUCUCUGCCCCUGCCCUGCCUGGCCAUCCCCAACCUCACUGACAAGCCUGGACACUGGGCUGUGCCUGUAAAUGAAUCCUACUGCCAAGCAGGUUCAGAGCUGGAGUUUUGGGUUUCUCAUGGUGGCAGCAUAUACGUAGCUGUCAACAACAGGCAGCACAAGUGGCUGACAGGAGUGGACCUCAGCCAGCCUCUGUGGGCCAUGAUAGACAUUUACGGGAAGACGCGCUCCAUUUUGCUCCUAGGCUCCAAAAAAACAAAGCUCCUUUGCACUAGAAGAUCCUGUCCUGCACCCGAACCCCUCAUCUCACCUGAUGCUUACAAUCACUUUGGUUCAGUUCCUGAUGUUUCAGACUUCAGACGUGAUGACUGCAUGUCCUGUCUUGACAUGGAAAUCCCAGCAGGUAAAAACAAUAACGUCUGUGUGGUGUGCAUGGUGAAGGAGGCCAGAAUCACACUGCCUUGUGGCCACCGGUGUUUAUGUAAACACUGUGACUCCAGAGUCUGUCAAGAGUUUGGCACCUGCCCGCUGUGUCGACACAAGAUCAGAGCUCCUUGCAUAACUGGUACAUCAAAGCAGAGUCAAAACUAG